Molecule: messenger RNA, 6628 nt
Organism: Xenopus tropicalis (tropical clawed frog)
Lineage: Eukaryota; Metazoa; Chordata; Amphibia; Anura; Pipidae
Gene: foxn3
Product: forkhead box N3
Exons: 7
Coding region: 463-1923 (486 amino acids)
Biological process (GO): regulation of DNA-templated transcription
Cellular component (GO): nucleus
Molecular function (GO): sequence-specific DNA binding; DNA-binding transcription factor activity; DNA binding
Source: RefSeq, a predicted model, not a curated record
CCGCACAUUGAGGCUCGGUGUAUGUGGCGCGGCCCUGCCCCCAGCUGCACAUCCCACAGCAGCAGCGGGAUCCAGUGGCUGAGCCUCGUAUAGCUAUUCUGGACUGGGUGUGAAUAUGGGAGGAUCCUGUGGGGCUGCUGACUUGGGUAAAGUCUCCAAACAAAAUGGCUAUGAGAUAAGGAAAGUGCCCUGCGUAGGACUGGGGUCAGUGCUGUAGCAAUGGAUGGGCUUCUCUUGCACCCCUACCUUGUCGCCCAGCCCGGAUCUACUUGCUUGGACCUGGCCUUUUCUCAAAGGGAUCAGCAGGAGGACUUCAAGUCUCAGUGGAGCGUUUGAAAUCUUUAAUCUGUGCGGAAGGGAGUUGUGCCACAUAGGAAUAUACCUUUCCCGGAGGAGUCUCAGGAAUUGGCUACCACUUCCGGGAUUCUUGUCUUAGCGCAAAUGCCCAGAGUCUUUGCCUAAAUGGGUCCAAUCAUGCCUCCUAGUAAGAAGCCAGAGAGCACAGGAAUAAGUGUUUCUAGCCAGUGUUACAGGAGUAGCACUUUAUCCAACCCACUCCACGAUGAUGAUGACUUAGACUUUCCACCACCUGCUGUGAAAAUCAAUAAAGAGAAAGGGGGAAUGGAAGAUGAGGAACUAACAAAUUUGAACUGGUUGCACGAGAGCAAGAAUUUGCUUAAAAGUUUUGGGGACACUGUCUUACGAAGUGUCAGUCCAGUUCAGGACAUUGAUGAUGACACCCCUCCUUCACCUGCUCAGUCAGACAUGCCCUAUGACGCUAAGCAGAACCCAAACUGCAAACCCCCAUAUUCUUUCAGUUGUCUCAUAUUUAUGGCCAUCGAGGACUCUCCCACCAAGAGACUGCCAGUAAAGGAUAUUUACAACUGGAUCCUAGAACACUUUCCUUACUUUGCCAAUGCUCCAACGGGUUGGAAGAACUCUGUCAGGCAUAAUCUAUCCUUAAAUAAGUGUUUUAAGAAAGUGGAUAAAGACAGAAGUCAGAGCAUUGGAAAAGGUUCUCUAUGGUGCAUUGAUCCUGAAUAUAGACAAAACCUGAUACAAGCCUUGAAAAAGACCCCCUAUCACCCCUACUCACAUGUUUUCAACACCCCACCCACAUCUCCUCAGGCAUAUCAAAGCACAUCAGUCCCACCCCUCUGGCCAGGAAGCACCUUCUUUAAGAAGAAUGGAGCCUUGCUCCAAGAUCCCGACAUUGAUGCUGCUUCUGCCAUGAUGCUAUUGAAUUCUGCCCAUGAGUUACAAGCAGGUUUGCCUCCUGGUGUGAUACAAAAUGGAGCCAGAGUGUUGAACAGAGGAAUCUUCUCUGGUGUCCGACCUUUGCCAAUUAAUCCUAUUGGAGCAAUGGCUGCCUCAGUCAGAAAUGGCAUUGCAAAUUGCCGAACGCGGAUGGAGAGUGAGCCGUCGUGUGGAUCCCCCUUAGUUAGCAGUGACCCCAAAGAUGACCACAAUUACAGCAGCGCCAAAUCUGCUAACAAGAGGAGCUCAUCGCCCAGUGACUCCAUAUCGUCCUCCUCUGCCGAUGAUCACUAUGAAUUUGCAGCCAAAGUCUGCCGAGAAGGCAGUGAUAUCAGCUUCCAGAGCCAUGAGAGCUUCAGUGAGACAGAGGAAGAGGACAAGAAACAGAUAAAGAAGGAGUUGAAGGAUUCCCUGGUUGAAAGCGGCUACUCCUCCCAACACAAGAAAAAGCAGCAUUUACUAAAACUUCGGAGGAUCCCCAGUGAUGCCCUUCCUCUGAAAAAGAGACGCACAGAAAAACCACCUGAGAGUGAUGAUGAAGAGAUGAAAGAGGCCGCUGGGUCUCUCUUGCAUUUGGCAGGAAUCCGCUCUUGUUUGAAUAACAUCACCAAUCGGACGGCUAAGGGACAGAAAGAGCAAAAGGACAAAGAAACCACAAAAAAUUAGUGCAAAUCAUAUAUAUGUUUGGAUUUUAAAACCAUUUCUUUCAGCACGUCAGGUGAAUUCUAAUGAUUUUGUGGCAAUAUCAACAAUUUUUUCCCCUUUAUUUUUAUUUUGGUGUUUCUUUUGGACCCUUGAAAUGUUUAUUUUUUAAAGGAGAUUGAAGCCAUAGAACUCAGCUAACAUUUUCCGACGAAAAAAAAAAAAAAAACCUAAAAAAUUUCAAAAGCCAAAAUCACCUUCACUCUCAACUGCUCUCCAGGAAGGAAUACAUGGUUUAUCUUGUCUCAGUGACAACAACCUGUGUAAGAAGGGAAUUGGCACGUUCUAGGAUGGGGGGGGGGCAUACCUCAGAUAUUUCCUGGCUGUCAUAUCCUGUGUAACAUUGUGCACACCACAGAUAGCAGUCGGCCACCAUCACUUACAUAAAAACAAAUGAAGCCCUGUGCCAUAUGUGUGCUGAAUAAGCCCAGAAAAUGAUCACUUUUGCCACUGUAUGAUACAUAUUUUUGUGUAGAACUGAAAAUCUUGCCAGUCGGUGUUGAUAAAACUAGUGAACUUUGCCUUUUACUCCCCCUUUCUUUGCUGGUGAAGGUUGGCAGAAUGGUAUGUAAACCACACAUGCAGAGAAAAGGUUUUCAGUAAUUGGGCAGGGGGAAACCAUACACUUAAAUAUUGGCACUGUGCUAGAAUCAAAUCCAAGAAUAAAUCACUUAUUGGGUCCUUUUGAAAAUGGAAAUCUUUAAAAAUGCUACAGAAACUGCCAGAAGUAUUAUGCUGUCAAGGGGCAUACUAAUGUACACUAACAACCACUGCCCUCCGAUAUGGAGCUUGUGUUACCAUCGCAACUGCAAUUACUCUGGAUGGAAAUUCAAACUACGAUUUCAGACGCAACCAUUAGCCAGCAGCAAACCCAAAAUUCUUAUCCACAGGUGCAUGGAUUCCUAUUAAAAAAUUGCAGCUUUUUUCAAAUUGACAACAAAAGUUAAUGUAAGGUAAAUAAUGUAUUUAGCAUGAAGCAUGAAUUAUUUUCAUAUAAAUAGAAAAAAAAAUAGAGGAAAAAGGCAAUGCCUCUAAUUUGUAGGCCAUGGGCCUGGACUUUCUUUUUUUUUUUUUUCCUUUUUCUUUUUUUUUUUUGAAGCAGGUUUUUUAAGGUCUAACCUUCUUCAGGGACAAACAGUUGACUGUUGGGGAACUCACUCUCUCUGCAAUAUAUUGAUACAUACAAAUGUCAUUCUCUGGUAGGGCUUGGAUGGUUGAACUAAACUGCCUUGUCUGCACAUUCAGCCCUCCCCCUACUGUAUUUCUCUGUUUAUAUAAACAAAAACGUAUGUCUUUCUCCUUUAUGUGUAUUUGUUAAACAAGAUGCAAUAAUGUAAACAAUUGGAGUAGUGAGUGUGAAUGAGCGAAUACGGGGACAUUUUAUUGGACAGGCCAUGCACAUUGAGCCUUGAACAAUAACAGAAACACACAAAGGUGCUCUUGGGUACAGUGCACUGGGUAAAACACUGCGCUUCACAAAGCUGUUGGGAGCUUGAGAGCUAUAGAAGUCUACCAACCAAUAACUGAUUAUUGUUAUUCAAUGCAAAUAUUUAGCAUUUUAUAGAUCCUACCUGUUACAAUACGCAUCACCAACACCAUUAUCCAAAAAACAAUUCUACAUGCUUUUAUAAGGGAAAUUCAUAAUAUAAAAUAGAUUGUAGCAGCCAAAUCUAUUUGUAGAGUUUUGUGUUUUUAUUUUAAUUUUCCAGUAUAUUCCAUCUCUGCGCAACCUUAAUAUUACAGAGCCUUUUAACUAAAAUCCUAUAGGCCCUCAAAAGUAAUUUUACAGCUCCCAGCCAAUGAGGUCAUGGGCUUCUUUCUAGUACAGCAUCCUUUAACGAGACCAUACACGUUACAAUUAUGAUCUUGACUGCGACCAUUCAUCGUUUGUACCCUCCACUGACGUUCAGGGCUGAAUAGGCAGAUAUGGAGGUAGAAACAAUAGGGAUUCUACCCCUAUCUAACGAUACAGCCCUAAAUGCAGGUUUUGCUUGGGCGCUUCAACGGCACCCGAUCAAAACCUUUUGUCCCACCAGAUCGACGAGACGACCGAUAUCCAAAGCUUUCGCGAUAUCGGUUGUCUUGUCAAUCCACCAAACACACCAAAUAUCGUAUGAUAUGGCCAGCUUUAACAUGUUGGCCUGCAGGCUUGGGUCUUUAACAUUAAAAUGUAGCUAACUGAUUUUAAGUUGGGAGAGCACUUCGCCCACAAUUUAUACACCCUGUAUUGUGUAUUUCUGCCUUUGUUACAUUUUAUCUUACACAGACACUAAAACUAGCUAUACAUGCCAGCCAGCCAUUCUAUACUGCAUCAGCAGCUUACUGGGCUAUGUAUGGGGCCAAAAACAACUGUUGACCAUGAGAGCUGAACGUUUGAAUCAGGCAACCUACAAAACAUGGAUGUUGCUCAUACAUUUAACAUGAUUCCUGUCAGUGUUAAACUAUUAAUUAUAGUGAUUAUAACAUACAAGAACUCACCCUUCAGCUUAUAACCACACUCUGGUACAACCUUCAGCUCAAUAACUAGCACUAGUUCAACAACUAGUUAUAAUUUACCAUAUUUCUGUUCAUAAAUAACAUGCAUUAGGCUUAAUCACUGCCAAUAGAAAGUUUUUUGCUGAAAGUCAUCUUGGGUAUUGCUAAAGCCCUCGGUCUCUUAAGCAAAGGACAACACAGCCAAUUUUGUGACAAUAGAAGCAUGCAUGUAGCAUACAACGCAGAAUGUUUACAUAUUUGUUUACAUCCAGAUAUCACUGCCUGCUAUAAAAUUGGUGCUUGUUCACACAAUAAGCAUAGAGUUAGGGUUGCCAACAACAACCAACUAAACAAGGCACACCAAUAAAAAUCUGUCUAAACACAGAAUGCAUGGGUUUUAGUAAAGCCUUUUAGACUUGGUUUUUAAAGAAACCUUUUAGUAAUGGUGUUUGUUAUAAAUAAACCUCACAGCUAAAUUCAGUCUGUAUAAUUGAUCUCAAGGGCAACCAGGCGUUGCAUCUUUUACUGAAGCGGAGUGUGGCAUCUUCUUAGAUUUCAUAAGGGGAGGAGGACAACAUUUUGUUUGGGGAGGCUACGAGUAGCAUGCUUCAACUGGAAAGUGUAGAAUCAUGCAAUAAUAUUUGCUCCCUUAGCUUGCUUUAUUCUGUUAAUUUUUGCAACAGUAAAAGUGGAAUUACAGAUGCACUAGAAUACAUGAAUGCAAUUCCUAGCCCAGCCAGCAUUACAAUGGUGUAGUUGUUUGUACUAGAUUUGCUUCCAAAACAGGUCUGCAGGGAGCUAAAUAGAUUGCCAUUAAAGUACAAAAUACAACUGCCACCCAACCUAAAACUGCCAGUGCUAAUGUCAUUUUCCAAUCCAGACUUGUAGAGCACAAUUAUUAUACUGUUCAUGACUAUAAAAUUCUUCUCUUGCUAAAUAAAUAAUCCCUUUGUCAGUCCGGUCUGCCAUGUUGGCUCUCUCCUACCAAAGAGUCUUUCACUGACCAGUUCAUGUUUUUAUCUUAAAACACAAAAAUGGCUCACUGCCGUAACUUUUAUGUCAAUUUUCUUUUUUUAACAGUUCUUUAAUUGCACAUGCUCACGAUUUUAUAAAUACAGGAUUGUAACAUGCACUUUCCAUGGUCAGGCUCCCUACUGUGCCCUCGCUGUAUGUUCGGUCAGGUUAGGAUUGGUAGAUCCUGUAUUUGAGAGGGAAAUUUGUUUUCUAAUCGGCUGCACUCACUACUUCAAAUUGUCCUGCUAUAAAAUGUUGAGGAGAAAAUAAUGUGUGUAUGUGUGUAUGAAAAAGAAUACAUUUUUCACUUGUAGAUCUUUUUAUUUUAAGGAUUCUGUAACAUUUCUAAAAUAUUUUAUUUUGGUGAAAAAAAAGUUAUAAAGCAAUCAAAAGGGCCGCGCUCUGUUGCACUGUGGAAGCCUGGUUUGCAGUGUAAGGCUUCAUGCACACUACAGACUUUGCUCAAAUUCUAGUUGCGUACAAAGGGAAGGACAAAUGUGCACUCUGAGAAUCUGAUGAGUUCAUACAAACUAUUAAAGAUUGCAGCUUAGGCCUAGCCAUCAGUCUCUCAUCACAAAAUGCCAAUGAAGCCAUCAGAUUCUCAUAGGAAACUACUGUUCCCCAUUCAGUACCCUUGGAGGAUCCAGCUGUAGGGUUGGAGCUAGAAUUGACUAAAAUUUGGUCUGUGUACAUUAGGCCCAACUGGUAACAAUCCUACAAUCCUGCCUUGCUGGGGGGGAGACUGUAGCACAGCAACACACCAGCAAUUUGAGGAUAGUGGCAACAUGGUCCAAAAAAAAAAAAAAAAAAAAAAAUCAAACCAUAAAUGGCCAAGAUGAGAAAUAAGUACAACAGAGAAGAUACUGCCAUUCUUUAUAGUGUACUUAUCAUGUGCAACUGCCAAUGUUCUGAAUCUAAAGAACUGUCAUCAGUGGAGGAGUUCUGUUUACCAAGUGAGCAGGCAGAAAGUGAGAGCAAUCAGCCGCUUGUUAGCAGAUACGGAAAAUGAUGAUUUUAAAACACACUUUGCAUUUCACAUUUUCUUGAUGUGUAAUCAUAUUGCCAAAGAAAAACUAUUUCAUCGAUUAUUGUAAAUAACACUUUCCCAAAAUCUACCAUAACGUUUCUGUGAUGUAUUGUCUUCCAGUUGCAAUAAAAUUUACUGAGUUGCAUCAAUUGA